UGUUAAGACUGUGUUCGUAAUGUCAGGGUGAUAUUGUCAAUUUUUUGGAAUAAAAAAAUACAAUUCAUCAAAAAAAGGAGUUUAGUACUUUUAAAAAAAACUCCAUACAUAUCGAGACACUUGUUUCUUGCUCUUUUCACUAUACUGGAAAAACACAAUCAUACAGAACAUUUUUCGUGAAGGGAAAUUAAUGUAAUUUAUUCUCCGGAAAGAUUAACAAACAAUCAAGAUGACAGUUAUUACGAAGGCAAUCAGCGAAAAGAAGCCUGCGGAUAAUUUGGAGCAGCCAUUAGUUGUCGUCGAAGUUCCAACGCAAGCAACUCCUAAAAAUGAUCCGGAAUCACAACGUCCAAAGAAAGAUAUGGCUGGUCAUUAUUUAAUUUUGCAACAAAAUGCCCUCCGUCCCAGUGCAAUGACGACAUUAUGUCUUUUCAUCACGGCAAUUCUUGUGAUGAGCAUUGGAAUAAUUGGCGGCGUUUAUAUUUAUAGACAAUAUGGAAGAGCUCAAAUGCAUAGGCUUCGCACCGGUUGGUACAGUAUACCAUACGAUGGAUCAAAUAAAAUUCAAUACGCCCGCGAUCAAAUUCAUCAGGGAUUAUUGGCCGAUUCUGAUUUAUUCAAGUCAUUGUCGAGAGCAACCGAACAGGAGACGAUGGAUCUUGAAAAAUCAUUGCACAACAUCAAGAGUUUCUUUAAGGAACGAUUUGAAAUGGAUAUUGAAAAUGAAAACUACGAGAUUGAUGUUCCCGAUUUUAGUGAGGGACGACAGGGAAGAUUUAUUCACGAUUUCAACAUUAACAAAACAGGAAUAAUCGAUAUUGAUGGAAGUCGUUGCUUUGUCAUGCCUUUGAAUCGUCAACUGGUUUUGCCACCACGCAAUAUGUACGAUCUUCUCAGCAAAAUGUACAACGGAUAUUACGAGGUUGACACGCAAAUUGUUCGUGAGACAAUGAGGGUCCAAACUCCUCCAAUCACGGAUCUUUCAACAAUUGGCACGUACAUUGCUCGUGAAUGCCAAAAUUUGCCAACGUUUAUGCUCGAGAAAGUCGAUUCUAAUGGAAUUUCGAAGCGCAGCAUAUCAGAGGGACAAUUGUUCCGUCAAUUCGCAGGAAAGAACAUUGUGGAACUUAGUAUCGUAAACUAAAGAAAAAAAAGAAGAGAAGUCGCGAAAGUAAAAUCAAUUCUUUAAAUAUUAUAUAGUAGAUUAGCAAAAGAAAAAAAAAAGAAAAUAUAUAUAGGAUUUUGCUGUUCCACGAUGUUCCAAAAUUGCAUCACAAUUGUGUGAUAUUUGUGGGUAUUACAUUUAUAGAUUUAAACUUAAUCUCUUCUUACAAUAAUAAAUUUUACAUUUUUGAUCUUUAAGGAAAAAGCAGA
Molecule: messenger RNA, 1374 nt
Organism: Leptopilina heterotoma
Lineage: Eukaryota; Metazoa; Arthropoda; Insecta; Hymenoptera; Figitidae
Product: integral membrane protein 2C
Exons: 5
Coding region: 230-1144 (304 amino acids)
Biological process (GO): negative regulation of amyloid precursor protein biosynthetic process
Cellular component (GO): Golgi apparatus; extracellular exosome; plasma membrane
Molecular function (GO): amyloid-beta binding
Source: RefSeq, a predicted model, not a curated record